Messenger RNA from Nymphaea colorata (pocket water lily), 2052 nucleotides. Its product is annotated as protein NRT1/ PTR FAMILY 5.2-like. Gene Ontology annotation, cellular component: membrane. The coding region runs from base 96 to 1928 and encodes 610 amino acids. The record is from RefSeq and is a predicted model, not a curated record. Gene Ontology annotation, biological process: transmembrane transport; dipeptide transport. Gene Ontology annotation, molecular function: dipeptide transmembrane transporter activity; tripeptide transmembrane transporter activity. The transcript has 4 exons. NCBI's taxonomy places the organism in Eukaryota, Viridiplantae, Streptophyta, Magnoliopsida, Nymphaeales, Nymphaeaceae.
GCUCUGUAUAAAAUGUUUCUCCGUCACCCCCACCGCUCUAUCCACGCUUCUCUGCGCUCAACUGAUCUCAAGACAAAUAACCCCAUAGUGAGAUAAUGGAGAUGAGUGAGGCAGUCGGCUUAGCGGAAGCCAAAAACCCGCCUGCUGCAGAUGCCAACGGUGGCCGCUACACCAAGGAUGGGAGUGUCGACAUCAAGGGCAGACCCAUUCUCCGAUCAAAAACUGGUGGAUGGAAGGCUUGCUCCUUCAUCGUCGGGUAUGAGGUGUUUGAGAGAUUGGCUUACUAUGGGAUCUCAACAAAUCUUAUACUCUAUCUCACUACACAGCUUCACCAAGGCACUGUUACUGCUUCAAAUAAUGUCACCAAUUGGGUGGGCACCGUUUGGAUGACCCCAAUCUUGGGAGCUUAUAUCGCAGACGCACACCUCGGACGCUUUUGGACAUUCGUCAUCUCAUCCAUCAUCUACCUCAUGGGGCUGGUGUUAUUAACACUAGCUGUUUCAGUCCCAAAACUGAAGCCAUCUCCUUGCCACGACCAAGAGGGCGAGUGCCGCGCCAGUUCGUUGCAGGUUGGUGUCUUCUUCCUUGCCCUCUAUAUAGUUGCACUGGGCACCGGAGGCACCAAGCCCAACAUCUCGACCAUGGGCGCAGACCAGUUCGACGAAUUUGAGCCAAGGGAGCGCAAGCAAAAGCUCUCCUUCUUCAACUGGUGGAUGUUCAGCAUCUUCUUUGGGACCCUUUUUGCCAACACAUUUUUAGUUUACAUCCAAGACAAUGUUGGAUGGAGCCUAGGCUAUGGGAUACCCACGCUCGGGCUGACCAUCUCAAUUCUGGUGUUCCUGGUAGGCAGUCCAUUUUACAGGCACAAAAGGCCAACGGAUAGCCCCUUUGCUAAGAUGGGUAGGGUUCUGGUUGCUGCCACUAGGAAAUGGAAGGCCCCUUUGCCAAGUGAUCCUAAAGAGCUUCAUGAGUUGCACGAAGAAGAGUAUGUCAAAAUUGGGAUGUCUCCAAUGGAAUCAACCUCAAGCCUUAAGUCUCUUAGCAAGGCAGCCGUAAGGGUCGGCCCAGCCACCAGGUGGAGUCUCUGCACAGUCACCCAAAUUGAGGAGACGAAGCAGAUGAUAAAGAUGAUCCCCAUCUUCCUUGCCUCCUUCAUCCCCAACACCAUCAUCGCCCAAAGCCACACGCUCUUCAUCAAGCAAGGCACCACUCUAGACAGAAGCAUGGGACCCCACUUCAAAAUCCCUCCGGCUAGCCUCGUCGCCUUCAUCACCAUCUUCAUGCUCAUCAGCCUCGUCAUCUAUGACCGAUGGUUCGUCCCCUUCGCCAGGAAAUACACCAAAAACAAGAGGGGGAUCACCAUGUUGCAGAGGCUCGGUGCCGGACUGUUCAUGCACAUAAUCAUAAUGCUCAUCUCCAGUCUCGUUGAGAAGAAGAGGCUCAGCUACGUGAGGCACCAUGGUCUCCAGAACAGCAAGGAUCCGCUUCCCCUGUCCAUCUUCAUCCUGCUCCCCCAGUUUGCCUUGAUCGGAAUAUCUGACACCUUCGUGGAAGUCGCCAAGAUUGAGUUCUUCUACGAUCAAGCGCCGGAAUCGAUGAAGAGCUUGGGCACUUCCUAUUUUACGAGCACGCUUGGAGUUGGCAACUUCUUCAGCAGCUUCCUCCUCAAGACUGUGUCCAAGGUGACCAGACAUGGCGGGAGAGGGGGUUGGAUCAGGAACAACCUCAAUGUUUCCCGAUUGGACAAAUACUUUGGGUUGUUGGCCGUGGUUAGUGCACUCAACUUCAUUUACUUUCUCGUGGCCUCGAAGUACUACGUGUACCGGGUCGAACCAAGUGGCCUCGAUGUGGAGUUGCAGAGGUCAGGUGAGUUGAAGACCAACAAGACGUACGCUGAGGAGGGCCCAGUAAUAGAUGUGAAGUUGUGAAGGUUUGAAGGUGUUAUCUACAAAACUAAAGUCACAAAUUUCUUAUGUAACAUUAAUGUAUCAAUUAUAUUUCUAUCUAGACAUUGCGAAAAUAUAAAGAUGGAUAUAUAUGAGAGAAAUGACA